Messenger RNA from Ordospora colligata OC4, 2028 nucleotides. RefSeq names its product Rad3-like DNA-binding helicase. The transcript has a single exon. The record is from RefSeq and is a predicted model, not a curated record. The coding region runs from base 1 to 2028 and encodes 675 amino acids. Gene Ontology annotation, cellular component: nucleus. Gene Ontology annotation, molecular function: hydrolase activity, acting on acid anhydrides, in phosphorus-containing anhydrides; ATP binding; DNA binding. Gene Ontology annotation, biological process: nucleotide-excision repair; double-strand break repair involved in meiotic recombination. NCBI's taxonomy places the organism in Eukaryota, Fungi, Microsporidia, Ordosporidae.
AUGGCCAGAAUCAAGAUCAGCGGGGUGCCUAUUGAGAUGCCAUUUGAGCCGUAUCCUGCACAGAUUGUGACAAUGACGAAGGUGAUAAUGUGUCUGAUGUCAGGAACAAGCGGACUUGUUGAGAGCCCGACUGGGACAGGAAAGAGUUUAUCGAUUAUAUGUGCAGUGCUUGGAUACAGCGAGUAUUUGCAACGAGGAACACAGGAGACAAACGCAAAGAGAAGGGGGAGUGGAAUGUCCACAGGCGAGGAUGUACGUGAAGAGAAGCUGAAGGUGAUAAUAUGUUCAAGAACACAUAAGCAGCUUGAUCAGCUGAUUUCACAGCUGAAGAAAACACGAUACAGUCCAAGGAUGUCAAUACUUGCAAGCAGAAGUCAGUAUUGUGUAAGCCCAAAGCUUGCUGAUGCAACAGACAAGAACACAGGAUGCAAUGAUCUUGUGAAGGUUGGCGGGUGUGUGUACUUCACAGGGAAGGACAGACUUGCAAAGAGAAUUGGUGACAAAGUGUUUGACAUUGAGGAGCUGAAAGCAGAAGGUAAGAGAUGUGUUGGAUGUCCAUACUACGCAUCAAGGAUCCUUAAUGAGGAUGCAGAAGUGAUAUUUGCACCAUAUAAUUACCUGAUAGAUCCCAAGAUCCGACAGAGCACUGGGAUAAAUCUUGAGAACUGUGUGGUGAUUAUUGAUGAAGCACACAACAUUGAGGAUGUGUGUAGGUCAUCUGGAUCAGUUGAGCUGACAUCUAGGGCGAUGGAGAUGAUACAGGGUGAGCUUAGUGGAGCAGCUAAGAGAAGUUCAAUGCUGGGAGAUGUUAAGGUAGACUUUAUGAAUGUGAUGGAGCUAUUCAAGAGAUUGAGGGAUGGGGUUGAUGGAGGAGAGUUUGAUAAAAGCAGUGCAUCAGGGAGAUUCCGAAUACGCAAGGGAGAGCAGAUAAGGAAGGAGCUUGAUAGGAUGGGCAUAAGUAAGGAAGCAGUACUGAAAUUCAAGAAUUCAAUUUAUGCGAUCCAGAAGAGCGAGGAUGCAAAGGAGCUGUUGAACAUGAAUACGCUCCAUGUUCUUGAAGGACUUGAUUCUGUUUUAUCUGCAAUACAUUUCAGUGAGUGCGAUGCAUAUUCGUUUGUUUUGCACAUGACAGAUGAUGAAAGAGUAAAGGGAGUGUUAAAGAGUAAGUUCUGUUAUAACUUCUGGCUGAUGGAUGCAGGACAAGUGUUUCGACCGUUUGUUGGCAAGGUCCGGUCUCUUGUGCUUUUGUCUGGGACACUGACACCAUUUUCGUCAUUUUCUUCUGAGCUUGGGCAUGAAUUUUUGCACACGAUAGUUGCGCCGCAUCUUGUGAGAUCGGAGCAGGUGUUUGUCUCGAGUGUUCGGAAGGGGCACCUGAUGAAGGAGCUUGUUGGAACGUAUGGGACAAUGGGUGCGCAGUAUGUUGAGCAGCUUGUGAAGAUUAUUGCGGAUGUUUCUGGCAGGAUCCGGGAGCAUGGAGGAACGCUUGUAUUUGUGCCCAGCUACAAUUUUCUUGAGAACCUGCAGAAAAGCAUGGGGCCGGGAGUGCUAACUGAACCGAAGAGUGGAUCUGGAAAUGAGUUUGAGAAUGUGAUGAAGAGAUACAAGAGCAGGAUUGCGAUGAAGCAGAGUGCGGUGCUUAUUUGUGUCUACCGAGGGAAGGCAAGCGAGGGGAUAGACUUCAAGGACUCAUUUGCAAGGGCUGUUAUUGCGAUUGGGAUUCCGUAUCCUAGCCUACACGAUCCACAGGUGGAGCUGAAGAAGGAGUUCAACGAUAAGUACAAGAGUCAGAGCGGAAGGAGUUGGUAUGAAACACAGGCAUUCAGGGCAGUGAACCAAGCGCUUGGGAGAGUAUUGCGACACAAGGACGACUGGGGAAUGAUUAUUUUGGUGGACAGCAGGUACAGUGAAAACCGAGUGCGUGGGCAGCUAUCUCGAUGGGUUGCAGAGAAUGCCAAGAGCUAUGAGUCAUACAAUGAGUGUGUAAGGGACAUUGAGAAGUUUCUAUCAAUGGAUAGAAGUAAGUGA